Molecule: messenger RNA, 1622 nt
Organism: Actinia tenebrosa (Australian red waratah sea anemone)
Lineage: Eukaryota; Metazoa; Cnidaria; Anthozoa; Actiniaria; Actiniidae
Product: alpha-1A adrenergic receptor
Biological process (GO): adenylate cyclase-activating adrenergic receptor signaling pathway; positive regulation of MAPK cascade
Cellular component (GO): plasma membrane
Molecular function (GO): G protein-coupled receptor activity
Source: RefSeq, a predicted model, not a curated record
AUUUAAUUCUUGAUAUUUCAAACCGAAAUGCAACGCUUCAAUCUUUAUCCUCCGUCCAACGCCACCGAAGUCUCCAUCUGUGAGGAUGAUCAACUCGGCGUAGGACUAACGAUCAGUGGCCUUAUUUUCAUGUAUAUCAUCAUCACUCUCUCCAUACUAGGGAAUAUCUUGGUUUGUUCAGUGAUCUUCAAGUACACAAGUCUACAAACCGUUUCMUAUUACCUGGUGUGCAGCCUUGCUGUAUCGGACAUGAUGGUGUCAGUGACGGUCGUACCGUUUGAUAUCGUGUACUGGAUCUAUUUUCCUGUCUGGCCUCUUGGUGGACUCAUCUGUAAUCUCUGGAACUCAGUAUUUUUUCUGUUUCUGAUGGCCUCAGUUUUCAACCUCUUGGCCAUUAGCACAGACCGGUUCAUUGCUAUCGUAUACCCGCUUCGAUACAAGGAACUCAUGAGCUUUAACGUCGUGAAAGUCAUCAUUGCAUUUAUUUGGACCUAUUCCAUCAUAACUGGGAUUAUUUUGUUCCUUGUUUUGAUUCCUCCAGAGAAAAAGGUUUACUCCUUCGAACUUCCUCCAGCUUUUCACGCAUUCUUAUUGGUCGUUAACGUUCUUAUCCCAUUCUUGAUAAUGAUUGGUUUCUACUUCAAGAUUUACGUCAUCGCCCGCAGGCACGCAAAGCGUGUCGGGAUUAUUUCUAAUAUUCCAACAGACAUACGAAAUGUGGGCGAUUUGAUUGGACGAGAGCUCAGGGUCGCAAAGGCUUUAGGGAUUGUUGUCAUCACCUUUGUGCUUUGCUGGCUACCAUUUGAAAUCAUAAACAUAGCCAUCCUAAUAGACGAAGGAAUAGAAAAUUGUGCUAUGGAGAUAGCAGAUACACUUUCUUGUUGGCUUGCGUAUCUACAAACUGCUGUCAAUCCGAUCAUCUAUGCAUUUUCGAAUACAAAAUUUAGAAAAGCGUUCAAAAAGAUUUUGUUUAAGGGGAGCAAUGAUUCUUUUAGUGAAUAUCGUCUAACCACCGUUCACCGACAACAGGGAGCUUCCACCAUACGAAUUUCAACCGUACGAAACACUAGCGACGAGGGGCAACCCUAACAGACCUAUCAAAACUAACUGGAUUUGAAAAACAUCAAAAUUCGGAGACAUUUUUCAUGGGCUGUUCAUCUCAGCCCAAUUGCCGGCCACAUACGCGUCCCACAUGGAAAAGAAGUAACUAAGCGUACUUAGCUAUCGGCAGUACAAACAAAAGGACACUGUUUGCUGGUCAUAGAAAGAGGUUAAUCGUAUACGUUCUAUGAGCCGACUAACCUCUCCCUUUAAUUACGCCGUUCAGCCGAGCUUCUUGAUCAAUCUGUAAUUCCUCCUGGGAUAGCUAUGUUAAUAGUUAUUCAUUGAAUAUUGGAAUUGAACUCUGAAUAAAUAGUACAGCCAUGGUCAUAGGAUUGCAAGUACUGAUCUAUAUUGAAGGAAGGAGAAAAUCCAAAGAACUAGCAGAAAAAUCCUCAUGUAAGGGAGAGAACAACAAUUCAAACAAACUUGAUUAACUCACACAUGGGCUCAGCUGGGAAUCCAAGUUCCUGUGACCCCAGACAUUAACUACAUGACAAUGACAGACAGAACUAUAGCAU